Messenger RNA from Radiomyces spectabilis, 3493 nucleotides. Its product is annotated as Symplekin tight junction protein C terminal-domain-containing protein. NCBI's taxonomy places the organism in Eukaryota, Fungi, Mucoromycota, Mucoromycetes, Mucorales, Radiomycetaceae. Bases 252 to 3407 code for a protein of 1051 amino acids. The transcript has 13 exons. Gene Ontology annotation, cellular component: mRNA cleavage and polyadenylation specificity factor complex. The record is from RefSeq and is a predicted model, not a curated record.
GAGUUACUGGUUCUUCUCGAAAGGAAAAGCAUACACAAAUCCAACUCAUCACUACAGCACGAGAUCGCCAGUCGAUACUGCCCAUUGUAUUGAUUUGAAACUUCUCCAAGUCAGAGCUCACGUGUUCGUAGAGAUAGUCGAUAUCUACCGGAAAUAAUACGCUCUUUUCCUUCUUACCACUUUUCGCGCUUACGAGUCUUGACUGACAUCAGUUAUUUCGGCCAAACGUUACCUUUUUCCUUACAUAAUCAAUGGAUUACGAUCAACAGCUAGCGCAACUACAAGAAUUUGAUCAAGAAGUGCUAGCGCAUCCUACCAGUGCCCAGGUUUAUGCGACCAAUGCAUUCCUGGAUGCCUUGACGGAAGUGAUCAACACUGGACUGGCCAAAGCGGACGAAGACGUGCAUUUGAGAACACUCAAAGACGCCAUUCGAGCUUUCGCCACAGUGCUUCCACACAUAUUCAAAACUGUAUGUCAAAAUGAAGCCGAAACACGCAUGUGGCAGACCACGACGGACCUGAUCACUAUCGUACGCGAGCAAUUAUUUGAUCAUCCCAACACCGGUGUCAAGAUCAAUGCGACCAAAUGUCUGCAAGUACUCAUUGUGAUACAGUCACGCAGCGAAAGAACAAGCGUUCACGAUAAGAACGACGUGUCUUUAAGUUUAAUUCGACCAGAUCAUCGUCUUUUAAAUGUAAAAGAAUUGGAACAGAAAGGGCAGGAAAUGUUUAAUAUGCUGGUCGACCGAUUAAAAGCCAAUGACGGCUCGGAGCCCGUUUUAACAGCAACAGUCCAAUCUCUUGUACCGCUGGCGAAAAAGCGAACACAAUUGACGCCGCCCAUAAUGGAAACCUUUGUCGCAUGGUCGAAAACAGUGGCGCCUAGAUGUUCUCCUAUUAUCGCAAGGAACGUGGAUAAGGCAAUCAAACUUGCUUUCGUAGCAAUGAUAAGAUCCGAGCCUUUGGCGAGUUAUCGAACAGAGCUGAUCCAAGCAUUUGGUUCAGUGGGUGGAAAUACAGCUAUGUUUCAAAGUCGACAGGCGCGACUACAAGAACGUGAACAGCGAGAACGCGAACGGCGUGAAGGAAGUCAAGAAGAAACAAAGCGUAAACGUGCCUUGGCAACGGUUGACGGUGGACAGGAAAAAAAAUCGCGAGUUGCCGAAACCACCGCCGCAGCGCCUUCCAACGCUAAUAUACUGGCAAAUUUCGAUGUCACCACAUUACCUUUGCCAAUGGUCGUGGAUAUUUGUCUGGCAGUAUUUCACAGUGUGUCCAUGGAGACUUUGGUACAAAAUAAAGAUUCGUUGGUAUCUUCUUCAGGCCAAUCCGCGUCCCAAGUACCGGAACCAGUGGAGCCUAUGGAAUCCACGACGCCAACUACGACCCCGCCGCCGAUGCCAACAUCCACCGAUCCACUUAUUAAGCAGGAAGAUACGCUGAUGGCAGAUACCAAAUUAUUGACCGUCGACGAAAAGGAUACAAAACGAGUUCCUCUUGCCAGUGUGCAGGAACGUGCAAGCCAAGCUUUAAAAAUGCAGCCUUACGAAUUGGCGGCUCCUAGCUCGCUUUCAUAUGAAGAUCAGCGAAUGAUGUUAAAGUCGACAAUUCAACGUAUUUUUGAAUCGGAAACCAUGCUGCAGCAACAAAUCCCAAAGGCGGUGACAGAGCAGGUGGGAGGACGACCGAUUGAAUGGCGUACACCAGCUAAAACCGUUUGGCUUUUGCUCGUUGCCAAACUGCUCACUCGAGGCACCGUCAUGCCCGCCAAUGGAACCGAGUCAUCUGGUCAGGAAGAGGAUACAGAUAUGACAUCGGCAGCGGAGGAACAGCAUCAAGAAAAUGAUGCCGACGAACUGAAACAAAUGCUUCUUGAUUUUAUCAUUUCUGAUUUUCAGCAAAGACAUGGAUUAGCGUUAGACUGGCUCUACGAAGAAUUCCAAUGUGACACAUUGUAUAAGAAAGGAGAUCCUCACUACAAGGCCUCUUACUUCAAAUGGCUCCACCGGUUACUGGAAGCGGCCAUCGCCAAGUUGGAUAUCAAGGAUAAAUCGCUGAACCGCGUGCUGGCGUCAGCUCCUGCUUUGGAUCAGAAAGUAAUCGAUAUUUUGCGUCAACACAUGGAAGAGGAACCGAGCCAUUUUGUAUGGUGCGUAGCGACGCUGCGUGAUAUUAUUCAGCAAAGACCUCCUGUGCGCGAUCCAUGUCUUGAUGUGUUGUUGAAUCUGUGCAUCAGUGCGGAUGUGAAGACACGAUCAACGAGCAUUGUCGCUGUGAAAAAAUGGGUUCCGGAUCACCCUGUCAUUGCUCGCAAAGUGGAACAAUAUGCUAUCGAGUCCUUACAGGAGUUAAAAACGGCGCAAUUAAAAGAAGUACAAGAGGCACCACAAGACACAGGCGAAGACAGUACGAUGACGGAAGCACCCGAGGAGGAGGCCCAAGGCUGGACGGAACAGGACGUGGUUCGUCAUGCUGAGCUGUAUUUUGCCCUGUGUGUCAAAAAACACGAGUUACUCCAUCAAUUGUUUGAUGUUUACAUCCAUGCUUCCGAUCGCAUUCAACGUCUCAUUCGUCUACACAUAUUUAAUCUCAUCAAAUCUGUUGGCAUGCAAUCCCCCAUCAUCAUUAACCUUGUUAAAGAAUUCCCUCCUGGUGCUGAAACGCUUGUGAUUCGAAUUUUGGUCAUUCUGUGUGACACAGUACGCCCGACACCUGAGCUUGUAUCGGCGGUCAAAUCAGUUUAUCAAGAACGAAGGCUGGAUGCUAAAUUCCUUAUACCUAUUAUAUCGGGUUUGAGCAAGGAGGACAUUCGUCAUAAUUUACCGCGAAUUGUGGAUCUUUUGAAUAAUACUGAAGGUCAACGAAACGUAGUCAAAAAAGUAUUCUCACGAUCGGCAUCGAGUACCAAUAAUGUCAAAGCGCCCAUGUCACCCAGCGAAUUAUUAUUGGCUUUGCAUGAGAUGGAUGAAGACGUACCGUUACCCAAGGCAGUGGAAGCUAUCAAUAUAUGUUUCACCAUGCCCGAAACAUUCGAACCAAAGUUCGUCGCGACUGCGCUUCAACAAUUGAUUGAACGGCCAAGGAUUCCUCUGCUUUUCAUGGUGACGAUGAUCCGCACCGUUUCUGUAUAUAAAAAUCUCAUAAAUGUCAUCUUGAAUCUGCUUCAAAAGCUGAUAUCCAAGCGGGUGUGGACGUAUCCAAAACUAUGGGAUGGUUUUGUAAAAUGUGUCGAGAAAUCACUGCCAGACUCGGUCAAAAUAGCGGUUCAUUUACCAAAAGAGCAACUUCAAGAAAUCCUGACAAAGGUACCGAAGCUUCAGACGCCGUUACGUGAAUUUGCAGAAAAGAAUGGCAAGAUGGCGGUACUUGUGAAAACCAAAAAAGAAAGGAAAGGACCAAGACGGUGAAGGCAUCGUCUGACCCGUUUCUUAAUGGGUGGUUAUAUAAAUAUACAUAAUGUAUCAUAUAAAUCAUGGAUCUUUGUGAUGGACCU